Messenger RNA from Anthostomella pinea, 1779 nucleotides. Lineage: Eukaryota; Fungi; Ascomycota; Sordariomycetes; Xylariales; Xylariaceae. The record is from the annotation of a GenBank genome assembly.
AUGGAUGUUGUUCAGGCCGUCUCCGGCUACAUCUCCAAGAUGAUGUCGGCCGGAGACAGCACCUCAGGGGCACCCUCUGCGAAGAUGAAGAUCCUUCUCUUAGACAAGGAGACCGUACCCAUUGUGUCUACCGCCACCACGCAAUCGUCUCUGCUCAAUCAUGAGGUCUAUCUCACCGACAGACUGGACAACCAGAAUCGUGAGAAAAUGAGACAUCUGCGCUGUCUAUGUUUCGUCCGGCCGUCUCCAGAUUCGAUACAGUUUCUCAUAGAUGAGCUUCGGGAUCCCAAGUACGGCGAAUAUUACCUCUAUUUCAGCAACGUGGUCAAGAAGUCGGCGUUGGAACGGCUAGCCGAGGCCGAUGAUCACGAGGUCGUUAAGUUGGUGCAGGAGCACUUCGCCGACUUCAUCGUCAUCAACCCAGAUCUGUUCUCCCUCAACCUCACUUUACCCCAGCAGAAGAUAUGGAGCACCGCGCCGGAGAUGUGGAACUCGGACUCGUUGCAGCGGACGACCGAGGGCUUGAUGGCGGUUCUGUUGUCGCUCAAGAAGAAGCCGCUCAUCCGCUACGAGAAGAACAGCCUGCUUUCCAAGAAGCUGGCUACCGAGUUAAGAUACCACAUGACACAAGAAGAGCAACUAUUUGAUUUCCGGAAAGUCGAUACACCACCAAUACUCUUAAUCCUGGAUCGAAGGGAAGAUCCAGCCACACCACUGCUCAACCAGUGGACAUAUCAAGCAAUGGUCCAUCAUCUGCUCGGCAUCCACAACGGACGGGUAGAUCUUGGCGACGUACAAGACAUCCGGCCUGAGCUCAAGGAGAUUGUCUUGUCACCUGAUCAAGAUCCCUUCUUCAAGAAGAACAUGUAUCUGAAUUUCGGCGAUCUCGGUGGAAAUAUCAAGGAUUACGUGGAGCAAUAUCAGUCCAAGACGAAGAACAAUGCCAACAUCGAGUCGAUAACAGACAUGAAACGGUUCAUCGAGGAAUACCCUGAGUUCCGAAAGCUCUCCGGAAACGUUAGCAAACACGUCACCCUGGUCUCAGAGCUCAGCGGACGAGUAGGGGCGGAGAAUCUGUUGGAAGUCAGUGAGGUCGAGCAAAGUCUUGCAUGUAAUGACAACCACGCUGCCGAUCUGAAGAAUGUCCAAAGGUUGGUCCAGUCUCCGGCAGUGACAGCCGAGAAUAAGGUUGGCUUGGUGGCGCUGUACGCUUUACGCUACGAGAAGCACCCAUCGAAUGCAUUGACUAUGCUCGUUGACCUAUUAACGGCCGCAGGUGGUGUCCCGGCACGACAAGCCGACCUGGUGGCCAAGCUAUUAAUCUAUCAUAACUCCUUGCAGCAAUCUCAAGCCGCCGGUGGUAUCACAGAUAUCUUUGAGGGAAGCGGUAUUUUCUCCGGCGCCAGAGCCAUCAAAGGUCUCAAGGGCGUCGAAAACGUCUACACCCAGCACUCGCCACAUCUGGAGACAACACUACAGAACCUCAUUAAAGGGCGGCUACGCGAGCAGCAGUACCCCUUCGUCGAAGGCGGCGGGACUACGCGGGACAAGCCCCAGGAUAUCGUGGUGUUCAUGAUUGGCGGUACGACGUACGAGGAGUCGAAAAUGGUCGCGGGCAUCAACGCGUCGUCGCCCGGGGUCAGAGUGGUCUUGGGAGGCACUGCUAUUCAUAACGCGGCGACAUUCCUGGAGGAGGUCGCUGAUGCCGUGUCUUCUUGGCCGGAACCGCCGCCUACGACGGCAGCCGGCCGUUUGCGGAAGGAGGUCGGUAGGAGAUAG